AAGCUCCGUCGCUUUUUGUUUCGCACAAAAAGGACCUAUUUCUCUCGUAGUUAUCUCGAACGACAGACGCGACUACUUUCAAGUUUCAAUUCGUGAAAUUUCUAUAAAGUACGAACUUUAACAGCAAUGACCGACCAUGAACAACCGAAUGUCCAGCGUCUCCGAUCAAUUCGUACAUCUCUUGUGGAACGUCGCCUGUUGGAUCUGGGAGACCAUCGAGCUGAUCCUGAUCAUUAUACUCGACUACUUAGCGAGGCUAAUUGAACUAAUACUCGUGUUGAUGAAGCUAACGUUUCAGGUGAUCUGCUUCAUCAGGGAUUUAUGCAUCGACGCGAUGCAGACAUUCGCCAAUGUUUUUCGAGGGGCCGUCAACGUAAUUGGCAGUAUCAGUUGCGACCAAGUUGAGGACUUUGCCUCCGCCUGCAUUGUCGUUGCUUUGUGCGGCGGAGUCCUUAAGAUGUUCAUGGAUCUUCUCAAGAGGAAUCCCCACGCGAAGCUACUCAACAUGUUUGGGCAACGGGUGACGCAGAGCAACAAUAACAAAGAUUCGACGGCGAGGAGCCACAGCCAGGAUGCGUGUCCUCCUAAGAGAAAGACGGGCAGAAGACGAAAGCAACGAAAUAAUAGACAAUAUCGAUCACAAAGAAAUAACUGAUGCUAUGCA
This is a messenger RNA of Vollenhovia emeryi, 664 nucleotides long. RefSeq lists its product as uncharacterized. The transcript is spliced from 3 exons. Lineage: Eukaryota; Metazoa; Arthropoda; Insecta; Hymenoptera; Formicidae. The record is from RefSeq and is a predicted model, not a curated record. The coding region runs from base 137 to 655 and encodes 172 amino acids.